CACAGUACGCCAAUAGCGUAGAUUCUUGCGGUGACGCAGAAUCCGUUAGUUGGAAACACUUGGUGGCGCAGUCGGCGGGAGUAAAGUGCCUUCUACUGAAGUCCUUAGUGGGGAGGAAGGUUCUGGAAGGGCCAACGGCAGUUGGGAGAGGGGGAGCAGGUGGCUAAGUAGUUCCAGCGAGCUGAGGAUCUUCACGUAGUUCUAGGGAUAAUGAGGGAGGUCAGCGGCUUUUCUGCUUCGUGUCUAACGAGGACAGACUUAAGCAGGCACGGCAGAAAUGCGAGCGAGAAUGUAUACGAGGUUAUGAAGCCUGCGUUGAGAGCUCCAGCUACGCUUGCUCUUCUGCCAAAUCUAGCAGUACCGAGAGGAGGGCAGGGGAAGCGAGCCUGCGCGGAAGAGGGGACUAAGAGGGAAAAGGAGCAGUUCCGUAAACUGUUCAUUGGUGGCUUAAGCUUUGAAACAACAGAAGAAAGUUUAAGAAACUACUAUGAGCAAUGGGGAAAGUUAACAGAUUGUGUGGUAAUGAGAGACCCUGCAAGUAAACGCUCACGAGGAUUUGGUUUUGUAACAUUCUCUUCCAUGGCUGAAGUUGAUGCAGCAAUGGCUGCCAGACCUCAUUCAAUUGAUGGAAGAGUAGUUGAGCCUAAAAGAGCUGUAGCCAGAGAGGAAUCUGGAAAACCUGGGGCUCAUGUUACUGUGAAAAAGCUCUUUGUUGGUGGAAUUAAAGAAGAUACUGAAGAACAUCACCUUAGAGACUACUUCUCAGAAUAUGGAAAAAUUGACACAAUUGAAAUAAUAACAGACAGGCAAUCUGGUAAAAAGAGAGGUUUUGGAUUUGUAACUUUUGAUGACCAUGAUCCUGUGGAUAAAAUUGUGUUGCAGAAAUAUCAUACAAUUAAUGGUCAUAAUGCAGAAGUUAGAAAAGCUUUAUCCCGGCAAGAAAUGCAAGAGGUUCAGAGCUCAAGGAGUGGACGAGGAGGUAACUUUGGCUUUGGAGACUCGCGUGGAGGUGGUGGAAACUUUGGUCCAGGACCAGGAAGUAACUUCAGAGGUGGAUCUGAUGGCUAUGGUGGUGGUCGUGGGUUUGGUGAUGGAUACAAUGGAUAUGGAGGAGGACCAGGAGGUGGUAAUUUUGGAGGCAGUCCUGGUUAUGGAGGAGGAAGAGGAGGCUAUGGUGGUGGAGGACCUGGUUAUGGCAACCAGGGUGGGGGCUAUGGAGGUGGCUAUGACAAUUAUGGAGGAGGCAAUUAUGGAGGUGGAAAUUACAAUGACUUUGGAAACUACAACCAGCAGCCCUCAAAUUAUGGUCCAAUGAAGAGUGGAAAUUUUGGUGGAAGCAGGAAUAUGGGGGGACCAUAUGGUGGAGGAAAUUAUGGUCCUGGAGGAAGUGGAGGAAGUGGGGGAUAUGGAGGGAGGAGUCGUUAUUGAACUUCUGUAAGCUUUUCAUGGGCUUCACUGUAUAAAUAGGAGAGGAUGAGCCCAGAGGUAACAGAACAGCUUCAGGUUUUCGAAAUAACAUUGUUAAGGAAACACUUAUCUCAGACAUGCAUAAAUAUGCAGUGAUAUGGCAGAAGACACCAGAGCAGAUGCAGAGAGCCAUUUUGUGAAUGGAUUGGAUUAUUUAAUAACAUACCUUACUGUGGAGGAAGGAUUGUAAAAAUGCCUUUGAGACAGUUUCUUAGCUUUUUAAUUGUUGUUUCUUUUUAGUGGUCUUUGUAAGAGUGUAGAAGCAUUCCUUUGAUAAUGUUAAAUUUGUAAGUUUCAGGUGACAUGUGAAACCUUUUUUAAAGAAUUUUCUCAAAGUUUCGAAAAGCUAUUAGCCAGGAUCAUGGUGUAAUAAGACAUAACGUUUUCCUUUUAAAAAUUUAAGUGCGUGUGUAGAGUUAAGAAGCUGUUGUACAUUUAUGAUUUAAUAAAAUAAUUCUAAAGGAAAUGUUGUGUAAUUAUAGAUUUAUUUUAAAUACAUUGUAAAUUAAGGCAAGGAGUGGGUAGUAGAAGGUCCCACAAAUACUAUAAAGUCGUUUGUUGUACAUGUAAAAUGCUGGUCAGAUAAUGUUUUCUGUAAAUCACCAGGUUUAAAAUACCUAGAUAACUUAAGGGAUAUCUCUGCAAGGAGAAACACCUUUUUAGAUCUUUUAGAUGCUGCUUCUUCAAUGGCAAGGAAAGGAAAUAUCCCCAGCGAGGUACUCUUCCAGGGACACAGGUCUAGUGCAAGAGAAGUCUUGAGAACGGCACUAAGUUCAGCCAGUCUUAAAAAGCUGUGCUGUACUUCUGCAAAGCUUUAACUGCAGUAGUUUUAAGGAUGCCAACGAAAGCUGAGGGUGUAGAGCAAAAUAGUUCUAAGCUUCAGUUAAACUUCUUUAGGUAAGAUCUUAUUUACUUUUCCUUUCUUAAUAUUCCAAAAACAAGAAACUAAUACUAUAUGACAGUGUACUGUUUCAGUAUAGUGGUUAUAUUAUCUAGUUUAACAUAGCAAUGAACCAAGUUAACAAUUGUUUAUUGGAAAUUUAAGAAUUGUUUUUGUUUGUUUUUGUGGGUGGGUGGUUUUUUGAUUGUUUGUUUUGUUUCUUUUGUGUUAUUUGGUUUGCUAUAUAUUUUCAUUUAUUUUAACUUCAGCUACUUAACCUAUCUUUUCCCCUGCUGGAAUCUAGCUUUAUGCACCAUGGACAACCAAUAGACCUGCUGAGCAAAUGAACCAGCCAAGUGUCCAUUAAUGCUUUGCAAGGGUUUCAUCCCUGCUAUGGUUAGUUAAAAUGGUAUGUUGCAGCUCACUUACAUGAUACAAUUUAAUGUUUUUAUCCUUCAUUCUUCAUUUUCUUGAAAUCCUAAACACUUAAAUGGUGUUUGUAGAAAUACAGCAGUUGUUAGACAUUAAGUGCAGCUGAAAUCCUAUUGCUAUGGCUAAUUCCUAAACUGUAUUCUUAAACUUAUUUGAAAAUAAGAACGUCAGACAUAGGAACCAUUUCCCUUACAGCAUUGUGGUACUCAUUUUUUUAACAAAAGGUUGUGUACAAGGGGUUGUAAAACAUCAGAGGUGGAAUUUGACUCAGCUUAACUCUGUUGGGCUAGGAUGUUCGUGCGUUUUCUCUGAAACUUUGUUAAUGUGUACAGUAUCAGCUUUUACAUUAGAGUAGCAUGGUGUUUGAUUUGGAUAGAUAUAAUGAAAGAAUCAAUCACACAUUUUCAAUGGGUGGGGUGGUCUAAUAUUUGUCUUACCAUUUCUAUUGCUUGAUACAAUCUGCACAUUUUAAAAGCCUGCAUCUGCCUCAUCUGGUUCAUAGCCAUUUACUGAAAUGUUCCUGUAGGUGAUAACAAUGAGGCAUACAUGAAAAAACUUCUUCAGAUACUUUCUUUUUCUUUGGCAGGAAGGUGCCAGGCUGCAGGUAACUAAUGAAGAAGUGGUCAACCACAGAAACUUCAAGAAAUAAGAUAUUUCUAUUGUCAUCACAAAAUAGUUGGUUUUGCUGGUUUUAUUAAAACCUGUUUGGGUUAAAUAAAUACUACUGCAGCCUAUUGUAAUGCUUUUAAAAAUAUAUAAAAUUACAGUUAAAGUUGUUCUUAGAAUUCAGUCUGGUUAGGAAAUCAAGACUAAUGUUAAGACAGUAACACUGUGUCAUAUUUUUUAUAACUGAUAUAAUAAACUUUUAUACAAAAAUA
This is a messenger RNA of Varanus komodoensis (Komodo dragon), 3657 nucleotides long. RefSeq names its product heterogeneous nuclear ribonucleoprotein A2/B1 (gene HNRNPA2B1). The coding region runs from base 211 to 1428 and encodes 405 amino acids. The transcript has 11 exons. NCBI's taxonomy places the organism in Eukaryota, Metazoa, Chordata, Lepidosauria, Squamata, Varanidae. Gene Ontology annotation, molecular function: RNA binding. The record is from RefSeq and is a predicted model, not a curated record.